Molecule: messenger RNA, 3811 nt
Organism: Anguilla rostrata (American eel)
Lineage: Eukaryota; Metazoa; Chordata; Actinopteri; Anguilliformes; Anguillidae
Product: kinesin-like protein KIF3B
Exons: 10
Coding region: 499-2865 (788 amino acids)
Biological process (GO): spindle elongation; mitotic spindle organization; microtubule-based movement
Cellular component (GO): microtubule associated complex
Molecular function (GO): microtubule motor activity; ATP binding; microtubule binding
Source: RefSeq, a predicted model, not a curated record
GGAUGCAUUCUAAAAGUUCAUUGGUACGGUUAUUUUAACAUCUGCGUCUAAGUGGUGAAUCGCUGUUUUUUGUCUUCAGAUUAGCCUACCAGUUGAAUAUGUGGGAUGUAUACUAUAUUUUAUUCGAUGCAUGCUAAUGAAUAUAGGAACUGAAUCGAGUGCAUUUUAGCUGAUUAACUGAACCAACUCAAGCCAUCAAAAUAAUACACUGCCUGUAUUCCAACUACGGGAAUUGAGCGCAAAUUAACAGAAAGUUUAUCAAAGUUUCAAAACAAAACAUAUCUCCCAGUGGUCCAGCAGCCGCUGCAUCCGGGACAACGCGGGAUGCUGAAUGCAAGACUGAAGCUAGCCAGCUAUAAUGGCUGACGAAGCCGGGGAGCAAAACAUGAGGUCCUGAUGUUGGAAAAGCAACUAACCUAAUAAAAUAAAAUAGAAAAAAACUUAAAGGUAAAAUUGAAAAGUGAAUAAGUAAGUAGGCAGCGCUGUGGCCGCCUCAUCAUGUCUAAGGGCAGGUCCUUGGAGGCGGUGAAGGUGGUGGUCCGCUGUCGGCCCAUGAACGAAAAGGAGAAGGCGGCAAAUUUCCAGAGGGUGGUGUCAGUGGAUGUGAAGCUGGGGCAGGUGACAGUGAGGAACCCCAGGGUGGGCUCCGCUCAUGACCACCCCAAGGUGUUCACCUUCGACUCAGUCUACGACUGGGACUCCAAGCAGCUGGACCUGUAUGACGAGACCUUCCGGCCCCUGGUGGACUCGGUGCUGCUGGGUUUCAACGGCACCAUCUUUGCCUACGGCCAGACGGGAACAGGGAAGACCUACACCAUGGAGGGAGUGCGCCAUGACCCGGAGAGGAGGGGCGUUAUUCCCAACUCCUUCGAGCACAUCUUCACCCACAUAUCGCGCUCGCAGAACCAACAGUAUCUGGUCAGGGCCUCCUACCUGGAGAUCUAUCAGGAGGAGAUCAGGGACCUGCUGUUCAAAGACCAGUCCCGCCGCCUGGAGCUGAGGGAACGGCCAGACACCGGUGUGUAUGUCAAGGACCUGUCCUCCUUUGUCACCAAGAGUGUGGCUGAGAUUGAGCAUGUCAUGAAUGUGGGAAAUCAGAACCGCUCAGUUGGCGCUACCAACAUGAAUGAACAUAGCUCACGAUCGCACGCCAUCUUCGUCAUCACAGUGGAGUGUAGCGAGCUAGGCCCCGACAGGCAGAACCACAUCCGGGUUGGCAAGCUCAACCUGGUGGACCUGGCGGGCAGCGAGCGGCAGAGCAAGACGGGCGUCCAGGGAGAACGCCUGAAGGAGGCCACUAAGAUCAACCUGUCCCUCUCUGCCUUGGGCAAUGUCAUCUCUGCCUUGGUGGACGGCAGGAGCUCACACGUGCCGUACCGUGACUCCAAACUCACCCGCCUUCUGCAGGACUCGCUGGGCGGCAAUGCCAGGACAGUGAUGGUGGCCAACAUUGGCCCCGCCUCUUACAAUGUGGAGGAGACCCUCACCACGCUCCGCUACUCCAACCGGGCCAAGAACAUCCGGAACAGGCCUCACAUCAACGAGGACCCCAAGGAUGCGCUUCUGCGCGAGUUCCAGGAGGAGAUUGCCCGGCUGAAGGAGCAGCUGGAGAGGAGGUCUGGGGGCAGGGGGAGAAGGAGUAGGAGGUGGAAGAGUGAUUGGCAGAGCCUGGGGGAUGGAGGGGAAGAGUUUGAGGAACAUGAGGAGCCGGAUGAUGAGGAGGACAACGAAGAGGUUGUGGAAGACAGCGUCGCAGGAAGAGAUGCGCACUACUGGCAGGAGCAGCAGGAGCAGCUGGAGAGGGAACGUAAGGCCAUCAUGGAGGACCGCAGCCUGGUGGUGGAGGAGAGGCUGAGGCUGCUGGGAGAGAAGGAGAGGAGGAUGGAAGAGCUGCAGAUGGAGCAGGAGGCUGGGGAGAUGCUGGCAGCCAAAGUCAGGGCUAUGGAGAGCAAGCUGCUCGUUGGGGGUAAGAAUAUUGUAGACCACACCAACGAGCAGCAGAAGAUACUGGAACAGAAGCGACAGGAAAUUGCUGAGCAGAAACGCAGGGAGAGGGAGAUGCAGCAGCAGGUGGAGAGCUGGGACGAGGAGACACUGGAGCUAAAGGAGACAUACAGUUCUUUGCAGCAGGAGGUGGACAUCAAGACCAAGAAGCUGAAAAAGCUGUUUGCAAAACUGCAGGCUGUUAAGGGCGAUAUCUGUGAUGUCCAGGAGGAGCAUAUCAAACAGAGGCAGGACCUGGAGCAGACGCAGAACGAGGUGACCCGGGAAUUGAAGCUCAAGCAGCUGAUCAUUGAGAACUUCAUGCCUAUGGAAGUGAAGAAUAAAAUUGCCAACAGGGCGUUCUUCGAUGAUGAGGAUGAUAGAUGGAAACUGAGGCCCAUUGCCCGGAUCAAAGAGACCCAGCAGAUGAUGGCACGUCCAGUUUCUGCAGUUGGCUACAAGAGACCUCUGUCUCAGCAUGCCCGUACAGCCAUGAGGCUGCGGCCAGAUGCCAGAUACAGGGCUGAUAAUAUCCUCCAGCUGCAACAGGACCUGCCCUGCAGGAAUACCCAUGAGUACCAGGGGCCGGCCAUUGCAGCCAGUGUGGCUGCUGUGCUGGAGGGUGCCCUGCGGGAAGAUGAUGACAUUGUUGUUGACGCCUCUGAUUUCCACUGUGGUAGCCCCACCCCAAGUGGCCCCACCCCACAUGGUUCCGCCUCUGUCCCCUGUAGCCCCACCCCUAGCAUUUCUGGAGGCAGCAGGAUCCCCAAGCCCAGCAGGCCCCGGACAGGGAAGACAGGAAGUGGCUCCACUUCUUUGCAACGUCCGUCUAGCUCAGGACCCCCCCACUACCCACAAUGCCGUGGACUUGUUCCCAAGUAACACCCCCCAAACCUCCACUGGCUGCACUGUCUCUCGACAGAGAAGCACAAACUCAGCCAACCUUGCAAUGCAACCUGUAUUUUUUUCUACAUCACACGCACUUCCACAGACUUACUGCUGCUGCCGUUACUACUGUGUAAAUUUAAGAAAAAAUAACACUGGCAAUUAUCUUAUAAGUAAAUUCAAUAGGUUCUAACUAAAUUAUUAAUUUAUUUAUUUAUUUGCAUUUGUUUGCUUAUUUAAUUUUUCGUUGUUCACCAUUUCUCUAUAAACACUGUUGUAGAUACAGCUUUAUGACUUCUUCACUGAACUGACAGUAUUGUUUUUUAUUAUUUGGGAUAAAAAAACACGUACUUUGCACCAAUAAAAUUUUAUAUAUGAACUAAUUUUUUUUUCAAAAUACAGGAUUGAAAAAUAUUCUUGACAUUAUAUGACAGGAAUCAAAAGUGGUUAUACUUGGUAACUGACCAUCUUGUGGCAUGUUUCUUUUUUUUUCUAUGUGGGACCCUAACGUGAGUAAAAGUAAAAUAUACUUAUUACCCUUACACACAGAUAAGGCUUUGGGGAAAACAUAAGGAUGGCUAAAAUAGAUGUAAAUUAUAUGGUUACCCCACAGGACUUGCCAAAACCCUUGUUAAGAGUUGCACCUUGCACAGCAUGAUCUGAUGUAGUGAAAAUGUAAAGUUAGUUAUUUUUAAAAAUAUAUUUAAUAUUGUCAAAUUCAAAAGAUGCCCACAGUAUUUCUUUUCCAUGUUAUUUUUUACUAUGAUUUUUUGAUUAUUAAAGAAUAUCAAUCAGUAAUAAACUUGAUUGUUUUUCUUACUGAGAUUAAACAGAUGAGAAUAGGAGAACAGAGGAAGAGGCUAACGUGUUUUAUGUAAGGCUCCAGCCCCACAACGACUCUGACAAGGCACAAGCGGGUUAAAUAAUGGAUGGAUGUUUUAUA